Rhinopithecus roxellana (golden snub-nosed monkey) is the source of this 5872-nucleotide messenger RNA. It is a transcript of the gene GEN1, whose product is annotated as GEN1 Holliday junction 5' flap endonuclease. NCBI's taxonomy places the organism in Eukaryota, Metazoa, Chordata, Mammalia, Primates, Cercopithecidae. The record is from RefSeq and is a predicted model, not a curated record. Bases 2848 to 5574 code for a protein of 908 amino acids. Gene Ontology annotation, molecular function: 5'-flap endonuclease activity; four-way junction DNA binding. The transcript is spliced from 13 exons.
CAAAAGAAAUGAAAUAAUAACUAAAUUCUAACCGUAGUAAUCAUGUAAUAUUAAAGAUAUUAUUUAUGGGAAUAGUUGAAAGCCCUCUUUAUCUUGCUUAGGGGUUUCCAAUAAUCAAAUCAGUGCUGGACUUUUUUUUUUAGGCAUAGCUGCCCCCCUGUUAAUAAUAUAUUUUAUUAAAAGCUUUACAAAAUGAUCCUAAUAUACUUGAAAUACUUAGAGGGCUGCAGUUUAUAAAAUCAAGAGUCUACCUUGUUGCUGUUUCAUUUUUUUUACCAUAACCCGCAGAAGGAAUACAGUUGACAUCACAGUCCUCUGUGUAAAUGUGUGUUUAUGUGUGCCAUCGUAAACAUCGCUGCACUAGGUGGCAAUCUUCAUUACUAUUCAUUUGUAUAUGUGUAGUCAACCAACGAAAGGAAUCAUUAGAAACGGGGUAGGAAUGUUGAAACUUAGAACUGGAAGUUGCCAGAGAAAAUACGUGCCCUGGCCAGCUCCACAGGACUAGUUCUAGGCAAUCUGAAGGAAAUCAGAAAAUGUGAAUGUCUCUUCCCUCAAAAAGCUAUACUGAAGUAGUAGUUAAUAUUCAAGUACUUGUAAAUUUGCAGAACAGUACUUUUUAAUUUGACCCAUGAAUUCUAUUUAAAUUUGUCACUUAAUAUUUAGCCAAGAAGCAAACCAUCUAAAAAGAUUUCUAGUUUAUUUCUCCAACUCCUAAUAAAUAGGGUCACAUAUUUUUUAACUGUUUUCUAAUUUGAGAAGUAAUACAGGUAUGUGGUAUUUUUAAAAUGAAACAACACAAAGGGAUAUGUUUUGAAAAGUGGUUCUUGCCAUCCCUGAACUAGAAUCAUCCCUAACAUAUUCAUACCUGUUUUCAUUUUAAAACUUGCAUCCGUUUUUUUAUUAGUACAUGUAUUUCUAUCCUACUGAUUUAUUUGCGAUAUCAUCUAAUUUAGUUUCAAUAUUCCAUAAUUUACUUAAUCAGUCCUCCAUGAAGACCUGGCUGGCUCUUCUCAGUGUCUUACUAUUAUUAUAAACAGUGUUACAGUGAAUAUUGUUGUAUAUAAAUCCGUACACACCACAUAACAUAUCUUAAAUUCCUGGAAGAGAUAUUGCUAAACCAGAAGAUAACCUGCAUUUAAAAUUUUGACUGCUAGGGUCAGGGUCACAUUUAAAUGAAAUUAGAACAAAGGAAUUGCCUAAUUUUCUUUGAUAGCAAUCUAUUCCAGUAUGCACCGUGAGUCACAAAGGAAAGCAAAACUGUCAAGAACUUUCUUCUCGGACUUUUGGUUUAAUGUGUUCUGAUGGGUUAAUAAUUUGUCUCAUUUCUCUUCAUCAUAAUGACCUUAAGAAUAUAUGUACCCCACUCUUUUUCCAGAAUUAACCACAACUUUUCACAGUAACUGAAUCAGUGCCACAAUGGUACAUUCAACCAGUGGGGCUUCAGGAUGUGAAAUAGACAAUAUUAGUUCUGGGUCACUGUUACUACCAAAUACUUCCUUGACCCUUUAAGUCUGUAUAUUUUUAUCUGUAAAGUGACAUCCAUGGAUGUCACUGUACACUUCAUAGAAAUGAGUACACAGAAUAAUACUCAUGGCAGGGCUGGGUGCGGUGGCUCAUGCCUAUAGUUCCAGCACUUUGGGAGGCUGAGGCAGGCAGAUCACUUGAACCUGGGAGGCAGAGGUUGCAGUGAGCCGAGAUCUCGCCUCUGCACUCCAGCCAGGGUGACAGAGCGAGACCCUGUCUCAAAAAAAAAAAAAAAAGAAAUAAUACUUGCAGCACCACUGGCCACACUGUAAAAUUCAGGUUCAGAAAAACAGGGUAAGUCACAGACAGCAACCCUUCCAGCAUUUAUUUUCUUUGCAUCCAUGUGCAAUUUGAGAAAAUUUACUUUUAGAAAGAACUCUGUUAAAGAUACAGACGAUACAGUACUUUUUAUUCAGAAAGUUUCUGCAUAAAGGUGAUAGUCUUUUGACUUAAUAUAUUCUUGUCUCCUACGUUGUGUUUUUGGAAUGAAUUAAGAUCAUUAUUUAGAGGAUAAUAAUCUGGGUUAUAUUUGUGUCAUCAGAUUGAAUUUUCAUUGCACAUGCUACAUAAUGUCAAUUAUUAUAACCAAAUAAUAACAAAGGGAAAGAAAACCAAAUAUGGAUGAAUAAUAAGGAAAAGCUGGCCUAUAGAAAAUACCAAACCAGGUAACAGUAGCAAAGUUUAAGCCAAUGUUGUUUUUAAAAUGUCAUGUACGUGGAAAAACAUUUAACUUUAGUUUUCUUUGGGUGGUGGUUAAAAGUUAUAAGUGAUUAAAAGUUUUUUUUAUUUUUCUGCAGUGAACAUGAUGUGACCUUGCAAUUUAAAAAGCCAACGCCCUUUUAAGAAAGAUAUGUCUAUGAGUAGUCCUCCAACUUCAUUUUCUCUCGUUUCUUCUUCCCUCACUUUUCUAAGUUUUUCUUCAUUAACCUCAUUUUUCUUUAGCUUGUUUGCAUGCUUUCUUGCUUUUGUGUUUUUGUUUUUCCUGGGUAUGAUAGAGAAUUAGUCCCACUCUCCAAGUAUGUAAAUCAAGGAGUGAAUUUUCAAGUAGACAAAAAUGAUGUACAGCAUCCUUGCGUUCUCCACCCAUCUCUGCAUUUGUUAGCUCUUGUUUUUAGCUGGGAAAAAGCCAGUUACCACCAUUUUAACGUUUCAGGUGUUCUUCAUUCAUUUUGAAAAGCUGACUGAUUAAAGAAAUAAGGAUAAUCCUCUAUGAAUUAUCCUGAACUGACUUAUAAUAUAUUGUUUGAAUCCCUGUUAUCACCUUCUGUUUCUUUAACAAUAUUUUGUAAAGUGUGUUUCACAUAACAGCAGAUAAUCACCAGAAUGGGAGUGAAUGACUUGUGGCAAAUUUUGGAGCCUGUUAAGCAACACAUUCCCUUGCGUAAUCUUGGUGGGAAAACCAUUGCAGUUGAUCUGAGUCUCUGGGUGUGUGAGGCACAGACGGUCAAAAAAAUGAUGGGCAGCGUCGUGAAGCCCCACCUCAGGAACUUAUUUUUUCGUAUCUCAUAUUUAACACAAAUGGAUGUAAAACUGGUGUUUGUUAUGGAAGGGGAACCACCAAAGCUGAAAGCUGAUGUCAUAAGCAAGAGGAAUCAGACUCGGUAUGGGUCUUCUGGAAAAUCGUGGUCUCAGAAAACAGGGAGAUCACAUUUUAAAUCAGUCUUAAGAGAGUGCCUCGAUAUGCUCGAAUGCUUAGGAAUCCCCUGGGUUCAGGCUGCUGGGGAAGCUGAAGCCAUGUGUGCUUAUCUCAAUGCUGGUGGUCAUGUCGAUGGCUGCCUCACCAAUGAUGGCGAUACUUUCCUUUAUGGGGCCCAGACUGUUUACAGGAAUUUCACUAUGAAUACAAAGGACCCACAUGUUGACUGUUACACAAUGUCAACUAUCAAGAGUAAACUAGGUUUGGACAGAGAUGCUCUGGUUGGAUUAGCAAUACUUCUUGGUUGUGAUUAUCUCCCAAAGGGAGUCCCUGGAGUUGGAAAAGAGCAAGCAUUAAAACUUAUACAGAUUUUGAAAGGGCAAAGUUUACUUCAGAGGUUUAAUCGGUGGAAUGAAACAUCUUGUAACUCUAGUCCACAACCGCUAGUCACUAAAAAGCUGGCUCAUUGUUCUGUAUGUUCCCAUCCAGGUUCACCUAAGGAUCAUGAACGUAAUGGAUGCAGAUUAUGUAAAAGUGAUAAAUAUUGUGAGCCACAUGACUAUGAAUAUUGCUGCCCUUGCGAGUGGCACCGCACAGAACAUGAUAGGCAACUCAAUGAAGUAGAGAACAAUAUGAAGAAGAAAGCUUGCAGUUGUGAGGGAUUCCCAUUCCAUGAGGUUAUUCAAGAAUUCCUUUUAAACAAGGAUAAAUUGGUGAAGGUUAUCAGGUACCAAAGACCUGAUUUGUUAUUGUUUCAGAGAUUUACUCUUGAAAAAAUGGAGUGGCCCAAUCACUAUGCAUGUGAGAAAUUGCUGGUACUUUUGACCCGUUACGACAUGAUAGAAAGAAAGCUUGGUAGCAGAAACUCUAAUCAACUACAGCCCAUUCGAAUUGUUAAGACCCGAAUCAGAAAUGGAGUUCAUUGUUUUGAAAUAGAAUGGGAAAAGCCUGAACAUUAUGCUGUGGAAGAUAAACAACAUGCAGAAUUUGCUCUGCUAACAAUAGAAGAAGAAUCAUUGUUUGAAGCAGCAUAUCCUGAGAUCGUUGCUAUUUACCAAAAACAAAAGUUAGAAAUUAAAGGGAAGAAACAAAAACGUAUUAAGCCUAAAGAAAAUAAUUUGCCAGAACCAGAUGAAGUAAUGAGCUUUCAGUCACACAUGACUUUAAAACCCACAUGUGAAAUCUUCCAUAAGCAGAAUUCCAAGUUAAAUUUGGGGAUUUCCCCUGAUUCUGCAUUACCACAGGAAUCUAUAUCUGCCUCAUUGAAUAGCUUGCUUUUACCUAAACCUACUCCAUGUUUGAAUGUACAAGAACAGUUCAUGUCUUCUCCAAGACCUUUGGCUAUACAGCAAAUUAAAGCUGUCAGUAAGUCUCUAAUUUCAGAAUCUAGUCAACCCAGUACCUCAUCUCAUAAUAUAUCUGUGAUUACUGAUCUACACUUGAGCGCUAUUGACUGGGAAGGUACAUCUUUUAGUAAUUCUCCAACUAUUCAAAGGAAUACUUUUUCUCACGGUUUAAAAUCAGAAGUUGAAUCAGAGCUAUCAGCCAUCCCUGGUGGCUUUGAAAAUAUCCCAGAACAACUGUCAUGUGAAUCAGAAAAGUAUACUGCAAACAUAAAGAAAGUGUUGGAUGAGGAUUCUGAUAGGAUUAGUCCUGAAGAGCAUCUACUUUCUGGCAUUACUGAUUUAUGUCUUCAGGAUUUGCCUUUAAAGGAACGAAUAUUUAUAAAAUCAUCAUAUCCUCAGGAUAGUCUACAGCCAGAUGUCAACCUGAAAACUUUGUCCAUACUUAGUGUAAAAGAACCUUAUAUUGCUAACAGUGGUUCUGAUUGUACAUCACAUCUUUCAAAGGAUCUUCCAGGAAUUCCCUUGCAAAAUGAAUCCAGAGACUCUAAAGUUCUAAAAGGAGACCAACUGCUUCAGGAAAACUCUAAAGUCAAUACUUCUGUACCUUAUUCUAUCAGUAACACAGUAGUAAAGACCUGCAAUGUUAGAUCACCAAGUAGUGCUUUAGAUCAUAGUAGAAAAGUUGAUACGCAAACCACUCAGAAAAUUUUAAUGAAGAAGAGUGUUUGCCUUAACAGACAUUCCUCUGAUGAACAAAGUGCCCCAGUGUUUGAGAGAGCUAAGUACACAACUCAAAGAAUGAAGCACAGUUCUCAAAAGCAAAAUACAUCCCAGUUCAAAGAAAGUGGCCACAACAAGUUGGGUAGCCCUAAGAUACAUAUUAAAGAAAGUGAACAGUGUGUCAGAUCUUAUAAAACAGCUGAAAAUGAAGAAAGCUGUUUCCCAGAUUCAGCAAAAAGUUCUCUGAGUUCUCUACAAUGUCAUAAGAAAGAAACCAACUCUGUUACUUGUUUGGAUAGUCCUCUUCCUUUACUCCAGAGAUUAAAACUAAGAUUUCAAAGCACUUGAAAGGAACUUUAAAACACUUAAGUGUAACUUAUUAUUUUAGUUCUUCAGCAAUAGCAGAGACAGAGGGAAGGUAUCUAGUUCAUGUGUGGUAAAAAUUUUAAUAUUCUCUAUGUCAUGAAACACCAUUUUAAUCAAAAUUGUGAUUUUAAAAAUGUCGCCUAAAACUCGGGUUUUAAAAGAUCCUCUGUAUUGAAAACUUCUGAUAAUGCAUGUCAUUAUUAUGUCCUUAUUAUUCUUUAAUUGUGGUUUUAAAAUAUUGGUAUAGUACUUGACAGAGUAAAUGCUUCAUCUCUUUGUU